Messenger RNA from Brachypodium distachyon (stiff brome), 4484 nucleotides. RefSeq lists its product as uncharacterized. NCBI's taxonomy places the organism in Eukaryota, Viridiplantae, Streptophyta, Magnoliopsida, Poales, Poaceae. Bases 29 to 4150 code for a protein of 1373 amino acids. Gene Ontology annotation, cellular component: endoplasmic reticulum tubular network. Gene Ontology annotation, biological process: endoplasmic reticulum tubular network organization. The transcript has 6 exons. The record is from RefSeq and is a predicted model, not a curated record.
UUCCAUUUUUCCCACCCAAAAAAGAGACAUGGCCAGCCAGCCACCACCCUCUCCGCCCCCAUCCAUGGCGGCCGCCGGCGACGCCGCCCCGGCCGGGCUCUUCUCCGGCGUAUGGUCGCGCCUCCACGCCGCGGCUUCCAGUUGGCGCCACCGGCGAGGAGAGGCCACAGGCGACGGCGGAAACGAAGGGGAGGAAGCCGUGCGGUCGCGACUGGUGAGGCGAGCGGCGGCGGCGCGGCGGGUCGGCCGGAAGCUCGCCUUCGUAUCCUUCAACCUCGAGGUGCUUGUAUUCGUAUAUGCUUUCUGGAGGGCAAGGAGGCGGAGUUUGAGCUGGAGGCAACCCAUCCAAGCACUGCCCAUGCUCGUAAUCCCUGCUCUAGCUACACUCAUUUACGCUGCCUUCGUACGCUUCACCAGAAUGCUUGAUCUCAAGUACAAAAAAAGGCUUGAAAGGCUUCAAGAGGAGCAGCAGAAAAUUGAUAGUGAACCAAGGGAGUUCGAUCAGAACAACCAAAGAAACAUCCAGAACUGUGAUGAUAUGAACGACGCUACUAAUUCUUUGGUUGCAACUGAUUUCAUGGCACAAACUCCUAAGCUUAGUAAACAGUGCCAGUCGAGUAUUAACCUGAGAGAUGAUGUUCAAGCAGAUAUGGCUUGGGGUCAUAGCAAGGACUUCCAGCCAAUGCCAUCAGAUGGCCUACGACAGAGAAGAUUCUCAAGUGGAAAAACAUACACGACCAACAGCAGUGCUAUAGAAAGCAGUGAGGAAAGGACACAGAAAACACCAUCUGUCUCCGCACAUUCAAACCAGCAUGUACAUGUUGGUGAUAAUCACCGUUCAAGAUCUGCUAUAUCCAGCAUGCUUGCUGAACCUGCAAAUAUCCCUCAUGAAUUGCCUGCAGGAGAUGGUGAGGAAGAAGGAUUCGGUGGAUUAUGUGACACUGUGGACACUCGUUCCAGUCCCAGCAAGGAGAAUCCCACCUCCCCAGUUGGUUCUCAUAGUAGUUUCCGUGACAGUGAUGAUUCACGCUUAAGCGAACAUGGGAUUUCAUCCUUGCCACCUGUAGAAUUGUACAAAGUUAGUGAGGAACAUUCACUGUCUCUACCAGAAAAUCUUGAAUUCUCUACUGUUUUUAUUGACGAAGCUCCUGCAUCUCCACCGGAGUACUUUGUUGCUCAUAGUAUCUUAAAUGCCUUGAGCCUUAACCCAUCUGAUGUAGUACUAUCUACAUCAGGAACCUCCGAGAAGUUGCUUGCAGAAGGUGUCAAAGAGGAAUCGUUGCUUGAGUCAUACAAAUUAGCACCGCUGCACACAUAUCCUUUGACUUCAGAGAACAUCCCUACUCCAUGUUCUGUCGUUGACAGCGGAGUGAUAAUUUCUUCUGAUGAAGAGACCUAUCCAUUGCCAUCUGUCUGUAGGAAUAUUCGCAGCAGUGCAGCUAUUGUGAACAUUGAUACAGUCAGUCCUACAUUGAACCUUCUUCCAGGGUUACUUGAUCAGGGAAUCGAGGACCUAGAAUCGUCUGGCUUUCACGUAGCAGAGGAAAACAUGAUGCCAUCCAAUUUUGUUGAGGAGGUUUCAAUAUGCCCACAUGCAGUAAAGAAUAUUGAACAUUGCUUGGAGACUCCAGAGUUCUCUUUAAGCAGUCACGGGACUGAGAAAAUGGAAGUUGCUGAAAAUGUUAGGGAGUUAGCUGAAGAGGGUGGUGAGGAUGCUAGGGAGAAAGAAAUGUGUGAAUUAUACACAGAGAAGGAGAAUGAUACACUUGUCAAUCUGGAGGAUGAAGCUCCGCAAAGUGAGCAUGUGGCCAGUACUACUGAUAAGUGGUUGGAAACUUCAGAGUUCUCUUUAUGCAGCCAAGAUGCGAAGAUGACGGAAGUUCUUGGAAUUGUCAGCUCUGUUACAGUCAGUCCUGAAUUGAACUAUCCUGCAUUUCCAGAGUUACUCGCGGAGGGUGAUGAGGACUCGAAGGAGGAUGAAACGUCUGACCUGCACUUAAAUGAGCAGAAGGGCCUACCUUUUAAUCUGGAGAAUGAGCCUUUUCUGGAUACACUUGUAGUUGAUGCUGCUGAGGAUUCAUUAGUUUCACCAGAGUUUUUGUUAUGCAGUGAAGAGGUCAAGAUGGCCGAACUUCAUGAAGUUUCCGAAGAAGUUUUGUCCGAAUCAGAAGAUGAGGGAGCAUUUAAUCAUCAAAAGCUUGUUGUCGUGUCUCCAGAUGAUAGUAGUAACACUGAAAAUUUGGUAAGCAAUUCAAUGUCUGCUCAGUGUGUCCCAGACGUCAAUGUAAAAGAAGUUCUUCAAGGUGAUCAGGAAGCAUUGUCUGCGCUACCACAUGAAAGCACUUGUCAUUCCGAAGAAAUAUUCUUAUCUUCAGGUGAGAUCAAUAAUGAUAAAGUCGAAGUCCAAUCACCCUCUGGUGGUCAGGGUGGACUUCCUAAGUCUGAAGAUGAAAUGGCUUUCACUUCUCUGGAUAUUCCCAACUUGCUAGAUGAGGUUAUCAGUACAGAAAUAUUGCCAGACAACUCUGGAUCUUCUGAAUGUAUCCCCGACAGCUAUGGAAUUCAAUCUCCCCGUGACCGUGAGCACGCUCCAUCUGAAACAUUACAGGAAGUUCUUCUCGAUGGAAGUCUGGCAUCUUCAGACGAGGGCAUAAACUCUGAAAUAUUUUCGCUCUAUUCCAGAUCAUCUUCAUGUGUUUCAGAUGUUAAGAUCCCAGAAAUUCUCAGAGGUGGCACAUCUUCUGAACCUGAAAAUGAUCUUGAUUUUAGCUUUGAUGAGAGGCACCCUGUGAUAUUUCCCAACAUGGACUGUACAGAAAAUUAUGCAAACAACCCGAGGACUGCUGUUAUUCUAGAGGCCAACAUGAUUGAAACUCUAAAUGUUGCUGAAGAAGCAACUGCUGGUUCACUACAUGAAGUUUCUUCAAACUUUUUGGGCACUCUUGUAGCUCCAGAUGUAAGCAAUGGCACGAGACAAUCAGAUAAACAGUUGGACUUACUGUCCUCUUCGUUUGCUCCAAUAGUCGAUGCAUUUGAGCCAUUGCAAACUGGUCAGGGGUUCUCUGAGAUGCAAUGUGAAAAUGAUUUUACUUUUCAGGAGACUAAAAUGUCUCCUAAGGAGGUCAACAAUGCUGAAAAUUAUUUGGCCAAUACAAGUGAUGAUGAUCAAGAUGGCAACAAAACAUCAACUGUAGCUCUGCAAACUGCUGAACCAAGGUUGUCCGAGUCUCAGUAUGAAGACAUUUUUACUCUUCCAAGGACCUACAUGUCUCCUGAUGAUAUUAAUGAUACUCAGACUUAUUUGUCUAAUGAUUAUGCUUCGGAUCUUCCCCAGAAAGUGGAGAGUCAUUGCCCCAGCGAAAAAGAAUCACCUCAGGACCCCUUAAGUUUUGAGGAGAUUUUGGUUUUACCAGACGGAGUUUCCCAAGCUGCAAAUGAUUUAGGCAGUGUGAAGUCACCGUCAUGUUCUAAAGAGGUCAACUUAGCUGCACCUUUGGGGAUUGAUCAGGAAGAGACUCAGCAACAAGAUGAGACCAUAUUGCGUGUUGAGGAUGUUUACGCUUCUGAAAAUCAUUUUAGCAGUUCAGAGUCCGUAGAUGUUCCAGAAACCAUUCUGGCGGAGACUCUUCAGGGUGCAGAUAGAUUAUCAUCUGAGAUACUUUACGAUGGCAUCUUCAGUUUUGAGGGGACAUCAAUAUCCCUAGAUGGUGACAACAAUGUUGAGAAAAUUUCUAACAAUUCAGGUUCUGCUGUGCAUACUGCACAGAUUAACACGACAAGUCUUCUUGGUCUUCAAGAAGGAUCUUUGAAGCCAGAAUCUGUCUCUGCUUCAUCUUGUAAUGACAUCAGCAUCAUGGAGGCUCCCCAAGAACUGCCCACAAAUGCUGGAAGUGAAAAAGUUUUCUCUAAGGACAAGGAACCAAAAGAAGCUGAACCUGAGGAAAUGAAAGAGGAUUUAGAAGACUUGGAUGGCGACCAUGUGAAUAUUCCCAUCGAUCCUUUUGGUGUAGAUGAAAUUGCAACUGCUCUGGUACCAAUGCCUUCUUUGGAAAUUUAUGCACAAGAUGCUACUUGGAGAGAUUCAGCAAAGGGGACAAGCAGUAAUAACACUGAGAACAGUACAGUGUGUGAGCUAGCUGACAUGCAGUAAACCGAAUCUGUUGGUGAUGAUACUGAACCAAUUAGUACUCCUCUACCUUCAUCAGUUGCUACUGAUACUCAAAGCAGAUCAAAUGGUAUGACUAAACGUGUUUCAGUAGAGCAUCCUCAAAAGAGUGUGUAAAAGCUUGCAACUGGAGCUGGUUCUGUCAUGCUUUUGGUAAAGAUUCUAAUACUGGAGACGGGAGAAGUGCAACAUAUCAAAGUUUGAGUAAGCAUUGUUGUUACUAGUUUUGUGUGGUCAGAGAACGAGAGCAAGAAGUCCGAUGCAUGGAUUGUUUUUGUACAAAGUGAUAUGAGAGUUCACAAAAGUCGUCUUCCCGAGG